UGCUAAAUCAGCAACGUUACCGAGAGUUAAAAAGAGCACAAUGUGAACUGCUGUUGUGAGUCAGCAGCCUCUGGACAUGCACAGUAGCUUCGAAGCUGCAGUCUUUUGACUGAAUUUAGUGCAGAGUCAGUAGCUGUGUGACUAUAGCCGCGGUGAAGAGAUUGGAAAUACGGUUACAUUUCUGGAUAGCCUGGCAGCAAGAGGCCUGUGGAUUAUGCAUUUUAGCCUCUGAACGAGUGGAAAAUGUUAGGCCCACUGGAUGUGCUGUAUAGCAGCUUGAUGUGCAAGCUUGUUGCAGUAUAUGAAGAACAAGAGGCGCAGCGUGCAGAUGAAGUCGCCGAUGGCAAUGUGAGUGACAGACAUAGCCCGGACACAUUUGAGAGUGAGCUCGCAGCACAGCUUGCGGCUUUUCAGCCUAUUACAGGAGAAAUUGAAGUUACCCCCUCGGCACUGAAAGCCAGCACGCCACUUCUAGUACGGCGAAGCAGUGACCCAGCUCUUGUCCCACCUGCCCAGUUACAGCAAGGUGCAUCUCAGCCUGAUGAUCCCACUAACAGGAACCUGCAUGUGAAGCCAAUCAUAACAGUGGCAAACUGGGCACCCACAGAAGAUGUAAGAACAGAGCCUCCAGGACCACCAGACAAGCAUUCAAAAAGCACUCUAAGUGAUUUGACAAAGAAGGUAGAAUUUUCUGGAGACGGCGGCCCCCUGGGAAUCCAUGUGGUGCCCUUUAACUCUACGCUGAGUGGAAGAUUCCUUGGCCUGAGUAUUCGUGGUAUUGAAGAGAACAGCCGUUCAAGAAAGGAGAACCUGCUCCAGGAGAAUGAAUGUAUCAUCAGAAUCAAUGAAUGUGAUUUAACAGACAAGACCUUUGUUCAAGCACAAGAGGUUUUCCGAAACGCAUUGCAAUUUCCUGCUGUUGAACUCCAGAUAGUUCCAAGUUAUAACAAAGAACUCUAUGAAAAAUUUGCAAUUGGGUCUAUUCUGAGCCAAAUUCGUGACGAUGAUUCAAAAUCCAAGGUUCCUUCUUCAGUGCGUUCCAAGCCAGGUGGCAAACCUGCAGAUGCGGUUUAUCCCAAUAAUGCUGAGAGUAGCUCGCCACCGAUUUCAAAGAAGCUCAGUAGUCCAAAACAGUUAAGGAGCAAUAACCACUUAAUGCAUACCAGGAAAGCAUCUUCACCAACAUCACUUGGGGGACCUGGGAUCAAAAAGCAAGGAAAAAAGAUCAAAAUCGAUUUGAAAAAAGGGUCAGAAGGACUUGGCUUUACAGUGGUCACAAGAGAGUCAAGUGUACAUGGACCUGGUCCCAUUUUGGUCAAAAAUAUUCUUCCAAGAGGAGCAGCCGUUAAAGAUGGUAGACUGCAGUCUGGAGACAGGAUUUUAGAGGUGAAUGGCAUCGAUAUCAUGGGGAAGACGCAGGAGGAACUGGUUGGAAUGCUGCGUGGUACAAAACACGGAGAGACUGUUUCACUUGUGGUUGCACGUCAAGAAGAUGUCUUCGUACCCCGAGAACUGAAGGGGGAACAAAACUGUAACCUUCCAACAGAUGAGAGAAAGGAGCACCUGAUCUUUGAGAUCCCACUCAAUGACUCUGGUUCCGCUGGCCUGGGCAUCAGCCUUAAAGGAAACAAAUCAAAAGAGACUGGAGCUGACCUUGGAAUAUUCAUUAAGGCUAUCCUUCAUGGAGGGGCAGCUUUCAAGGAUGGGCGCCUGCGUGUCAAUGAUCAGCUGAUUGCAGUGAACAGUGAGCAACUGCUGGAUAAAUCCAACCACGAAGCUUUGGAAACAUUACGACGAUCCAUGUCCAUGGAGGGGAAUAUCCGAGGAAUGAUCAAGGUGAUGGUGGCCAGGAGGAUAGAGCAUCCCCAAGAGGAUCGUCCGGAGAUUGGUGCUAUUCAGGCCCACAAUGCUCGGAGCAGUAACAGUCCAAGACAAAUACAUACUCAGCCACCUGAUCCUCGAGAGGGGGAUACAUUAGCUUAUGAUGAGGGAGAAGUUGAAGUUCCACCUCCUAUUCCACCACAUUCAGAUGAAGAGGAAGCCAUGGGUGUGCACAAGAUGCGGUUGGUACAUGAAGAUAAGAGCUCAGAGCUCAAUUCCACUUCCCGACUGCAGCAGCAGAGACCUCUGGAUGGGGUUUUGGAAAGUCAGCCUGGUCUCACUACCAAGAGGCAGUCUCCCGGAAAAAUGAGUGGCUCCAAGAGCAUGGAUUUGGUGGCAGACGAAAGUAAUGUUGGAUCCCUGGCUGUGCACCAGUAUGACUCCACAGGGAAGGAUGUGGGCCCUAUGCUAGGUUUGAAGAAGUCUAGCUCGCUCGAGAGUUUGCAGACAGCUGUUGCAGAGGUCAGGAAGAAUGAACUCCCUUUCCACAGACCCCGACCUCACAUGGUUCGUGGCCGAGGCUGCAACGAGAGCUUCAGGGCUGCAAUUGACAAGUCUUAUGAUGGACCAGAAAUUCCUGAUGAUGCAGAUUCGGAAGACAGCUCCCAGUCAGGCCAUGAAACCCCAGGUAGUGAAUCUGCAUUCCAGGGGACUGCUGAGCUUGAAGAUGCGGAGAGCUCCGACAAUAAGAUGAAGAAGGGGAAAAAAAAGAAAGACAAGAAAAAAAAGGUGAAAACAAAAACAAAGGAAAAGGAUAAAAAGAAGGAAAAUGAGAGUCAAGAAAAGAAAGUCAAGAAGAAGGGAUUUGGAGCCAUGCUUAGAUUUGGUAAGAAGAAGGAAGACAAAGGGAAAGAGCAAAAGAUGAAGCAAAAAAAUGAUGCCCUGAAUGAAGAAGAACUGGAGAGAAUGAAAGAAGAACGUGACAGGAUUGAAGCCAAGCAUCAAGAGCUCAGAGAGAAGCUGGCACGGGAACGCUAUGAUCAGCUCCCUCCCACCGGCCUUUCGGUGCCUGACAUUGAAGACGAUGACAUGGACCCAAACUAUGCUCGGGUGAACCACUUCCGGGAACCAGCAGUGUCCCACAGCGGAUUCAAGCCCCCUUCCCCACAGCUGCAGCCAAUAAACCCACCUCGGGCUUUGAAUGUAGAGCAAGAGAACCUGGACGGACUGUAUGCCAAGAUCAACAAGCAGCGACCUCCUGCUCCUGACAGUUCAAGACCGAACAACAUGGAAAGAAUCCACCAGCUGAGGAAGGAGUAUCACCAGGCCAGGAGGGAGGGUGUCACCCCAUCAUACGAUGAGCACGAAGGCAGGUGGUGGCCUGGAGACUACGAGCCACCUUGGGUUCAAGUUCCGGUGAAAGGACCAAAUGGCCGACCAGGAUUUGAAGAGCUGGAUCACCAGUACUCCUCCACAUUACCAAGGCAUAUUCCUGGAGAACCAGAGGAAUAUCAGCUCCGAGGUUCCUACGGUGAUAGAGAACCUCCCAGAUACUUGAGUGCACAACGCCACGCCAUAGGAUACCCACAUCGAGGGAACUAUCCACGGAGUGCUGCUGAUGCCCGCUUGGAUCCCAGGAUCCCAGAUUACCCGAGCAGUGCCAGGCUGCGGGAGGCUAUGUACAACCCGCCUGCUCAGUACAAGGGACCCCACAGGCAUGAUGUGCCUCCAUCUCCAACACAGACUUUUAAGCUGAUUCGCUACCAUGACCAAGGCAAGGUGGAGUACCGAGAGAGCAGCCCAGACCGAUAUAGGUACCCCUAUCAAGAUAGUCGACAUCAAGACCCCAGACAAAAGAAUGGUAUGACAGCAGCUGUCUAGCCAGGGACUGAUGAAGUGAUGCCCAGGCAUUGCUUUAUCGCACAAAGGCAACACUUCAACAGACAUUGACCUCGACCGACCACUCUCUCAACAGCCAGAUAAUGAUCACUUUGCCUCCCUUUUAUGAAUAGAUACGUGUCCCUGAAUCAAGAAUGAAAAUAAAUAAUUAGAAUGCCAUCCAAUCUGAGUAGGAUCUCUGAUAAUGCUACACAGAGAAACUGAUCAAAAUCAAUCCUACAAUGCGGAUACUUCUGCCAGAGUAGGAACCUGAUAAUGUAAUUGUUGACAUGUCUUUUUGAAAAACGUCAUCUCACAAUCAAGUUGCCAAGGCUGCAAUGGAACUGAGCCCCUGCAUAAAAUUAAAAGCAGCAUGCCUUAUAACUGCAUUAGUGGAAUGCUAUUGGGCAGGAAAUUAAUCACAACCUUCAGAUGAGUUUAUAAAGAGACAUUACCUGAACUAUUGAUCCAAAUGUAAUCAUUGCAUCCAUUCCUAGGUAUUCUCCUAGCAUUCAUUUAUUAUAUAUUAAGCAGGUCUGCCAUUCACAAAUAGGGAAACCUUCAACUGUGCUGUGAAGAAUUAUAUUACUGGUAUGAGUGCCAAGUCAAGACUCGAAUGGCCUGCAAAGUUCCGGUCAAGAGGAUCUUUGCCAAGCCAUUGUGCAGACUUCAGAAGAUUGAAACUUUGCUUGUUUUCUACUACUUAUUAAGGUGUUAACCAACAAAAACCAUUACGAAUGCAACAGAUGUUGACCAAUUUCUGUGAAUGAUAAUUACUGAAUGUUUAUUGUUAUCCUCCUGUAUUAUAAUCUCUCAAGAAAGCAGUCUCUGUAAUUAUCAAGAGUUGAAAGUCUUCUGAUAUCUCUUUUAGAUGACAUCACUCCACAUCUUAUUCAUCCCAGCUAUCCAAUUUAUUACCUCUCCACAAACCAGCAAUAAUCUCCCUUUUAAUAUGUCAAACACUUCUUUUAAUAUCUGAUAGUUAGCAAGAUGUAAUUUGUGAUUUCAGGCUGAAUGCUAGUUUCAAAGCCUGUUCUCCAUUCGCUGAGAGAUGCCUUUUAGUGUGUUUCAGGGAAUUAUCAGCCUCCUGAUACCAUAUAAUGAUGUCAUACCGCUGGAUUAAAAUAUAUAGGAUGACCAUAAAUGUCAGUUUUAGAGGGCUUUGGUAAUUACAUUUAAUUAAAAAUGGUUUCUCCAACUGUAAUUAAAUAAAAAAUUGUAUUUCUUUAGGGUUCAAAUACGUUUUGUGAUGGAGAAAUACAUAGAGAUUAAGAAUUAAACUCCUAGGUCUCUAUGUAACUCUAGGUAGUGUCAAACAGUUCAACAAAAGGACUCGAACCAUACGCUCUCAUCUUGUGAAUUGUACGCAUUGUGAGUUAGUCAUAGGCCCACAUCUAGUCACUGUUUUGUGCUGAGUGACAAAUUUUGGCCAGGGUGGUAGGAGUUUGUCUCUGAAUGUGAAAAGGGGGAACUAAACUAGCCAUCUUGCUGCUCUUAAGUUGCUCUCACCUCUCACUCACUCAUCUCCGGGAUCAUAUUGGGGGCAGAGGGAACAGAUUUGAUCGAUGUUCACCCUAGAUACACGUGCCACCACCUCCCCAGUUCCAAAAUACUUCUGUCGCUCACUGCCUAGCUGUUGAAGUAAGGUCGUGGGUGCCUCUAGAAAUUUACCAAGAGGAAGCGGUAGCAAGAAAAUUGACACCAACAGGCUAGAAAAGAAAUGCUAUCUUAUCCACUUUUUCUCCCCACCCUCCCCUUCAAAUUGCAGUCACUGAUUAUUAUGCUCUAAAUGACAGAAACAUCCACUUGAAAAUCUAUUCCCUCUGAGAUAUUGCACAGGUUUUCAUGACAAUUUGAUUGGCCUUUGAAUGAUGCAGCAAUAGAACAAUUUACGUUUGUGAGAAGCUUUCAGUGUGUGAUUGGUUGUCUUUUUAUGAUGACCCAUUCAGUCCUGAUUAACUAAUCCAUUACAUGUGGUUUCAGUGUUCCACCAUGAAAUCAUUAUAAUGAGAGAGCUAUAGAAAAAGAGAGAUGGCUGUAAUUGAGUUGUGGUCACCUUGAGUGGAACUUGCAAUAGUACAAAAGCUUAUAACAUCAUGGAAACAGGAGGAGACCAAUUACUCCAAGUUUUUUAUUCCACCAUAUCUGUAUCUUUGACUAAAUACCUCACUUAAUUUGUGGGUAGAAUUAAGGAGUCACUGUAAACAAAAUAUACUUAAUCCGAAGGAACAUAGAGUCAUACAGCACGGAAACAGGCCCUUCAGCCCACUGAGUGAUGCUGGCCAUUAAGCACCAUUUACACUAAACCUAUACUAAAUCGAUUUUAUUCUUCCCACAUUCCCAUCACCUCCCAUCCCAAGAUUCUACAACUCAUUUUGGGUAGUCCACAGAGGUUAAUUAAACUAGCAAACCUCAUUGUCUUUGGGACGUGGGAGGAAACUGAAGCAUUCGGAGGAAACCUGUGCAGUUAGAGCAAGAACGUACGAACUUCACACAGACAACACCACAGAGGUCAGGACUGAACCUGCGUCACCAGAGCUGUGAAGCAGUGGCUCCACUGACUCUUCCACUGUGCAGCCCCAAAGGACUGAUUCAAAGACCAGCUAACUUACUUAAAUUUCAGCCUGUUCGUUAAAGAGCAAAAACCACUUCAGCUUUUUAAAUUUACAUUUGAACCCGGUCACCUCAGUGGCAGUAGUUUAGAUUUCUGCUAAUUUUUUUUGUGCUAACCAAAUGACUAUGCUCUAUUUUUAUGCUCUUAUCCUUCUUCUAGAUGAGCUGCCAACCACUCCUGACAAGCCCCAUUCUCCCAAAGUGACUGCUUUUAAGAAGCCAGUAGCCCAGCUUUGCCCCUUCUCCUGUCAAUAGAAAUGGUUUUUCCAGACAUCCCACCUCUCCCGGCUCUUCCGGGAGUCUCCUGCAUAUGAAUAGUGGCUCCCUGAUACCCGCAAAUUAUAUGUGAUAUCACGGAAAUCAAUUUUUUUGAGAGCAAGAGAGAGAGAGAGUGAGAGCAAGCAAGCGAGAGAGAAAGCAAAAGAGAAAGCGCGAGAGCGACCACGAAAGAAAGCAAGAGCGCGCGAGAGAGAGAGCGCAAGAGCAAGCAAGUGAGAGAGAAAGCAAAAGAGAAAGUACGAGAGCGACCACGAGAGAGAGAGAGCAAGCAAGAGCGCGAGAGCAAGCAAGCGAGAGAGAAAGCACGAGAGUGACCACAAGAGAGAGAGAAAGAGCGAGCGAGAGCGCGCCAUGGGAGAGUGUUCCAAAAAAAGAAAAUAUAAAACGUACGUCACCCCAGACUACACUAAAGUGUACCCCUGCCUAAUAGGGGUCAAAAAUAAUGACAGUGUUGCUCACUGCACUGUUUGCAACAGUGACUUUUCUAUUGCCCAUGGUGGGUUAAGACUGUAAAAGACAUGUUGAGGUGAGUUUAACAGGUGUCAUUCGUUCAUUAGCAUAGUUAACGUUAUUUAAACUAUCUGGCUAGCUGCUAAGGAGCUACUCUAUUGCAGACGUCCCACCUCUCCCGGAAGUCUCCCGCAAAUUGAUGGUGUUACCUCCCUGAAAUGAGUUUUUGCAGCGUGGGAUGUCUGUUUUGCUGGGCUUAGUAGCUAAGCCACAUGUGAAGGCCAGGAGCUGGUUGUCAGAGGCCAUUUGAGAUGCACACCAUUGAGAGAUUUAAUAGGCAGAUGGAGCUCAACUCCACUUCCCUCCUCAAUGGCGAUGACAACCUUAAGGAACCGCAAUCCUUUCAUUCCCAAUAUAUUCAUAUGUCUAACUAAAAUCCUCUUAAGAAUCAUGAUCGGUUCUGCUUCUACCAGUACCCCUGGCAGCCCAUUCCAGGCAGCUACCUCUCUCUAUGUUAACUAAAAUACUUCCCUUCACACCUCUUUUUAAAUCUUUUCCGUCUCACUUUCAAUGCAUGUCCUCUGGCAUUUGACAUUAUUACCAUGGGGAAAAAUACCAAGGUUCACUUCCUGGAUAAAAGCUGAGCCCUUUGUUGUGUCUCACUACUUUUUUUCCCUGCGUACCCGCCUUGCAUCUGUAGCUUAAGAAAUUUUAGCUUUAGCUCAGUAAAUCUUCCUUCUUGUCCAUGGUGAUGAUACAGUGAAGGAUGCCCAACUGCAGCACUUUGCUAAGCUCAGAAUAUCCUCAGGUGGAUAUUUGAAAGCUCGGCUCUCAAGGGAGUUGAAAUACUACAAUUGUGGUAGAGAAUAAUGGAGAUUCAGGAGCAAGCAGCAGGCUGCAAUCGUCCUUAUUAAGAGUUGAAAUAUCUCCUGCACAGAAGAAUUGACUAGCUCUGUGUGAUUGCUAAUCUAAUGAAAAUGUGAAGAAGUUUUUGACAAAGGGUUCUACCCGGACAUCGGCUUGACUUUUCUAACUAUAUCUGAAGAAUCCUUUGCUGUUUUCUGUUCAUAAGGCAUAGAAACCAACUGAAAUGUGGAUAUUUUAUUAAAGAAUAAUGGAUAACACAAAUUAAUUACAAAUAUAAUAAUUCUAACUGAGAUGUAAAACACAGAAUCUUGGCUACCGUUCAGAAGAACUGCUGUUGAUCACUUGUUGAUCAUUCCAGUGGGGUGUCGGAACACCACUGCACCAUGAGGUGACGCAGACUGGCCGGAUACUGAAAUUCUGCACAAGUCCUCGCGGGCGGCAAUUAAAAUGUUAACAAACAACCUUGAGCGUCAUUUCAUCAACAAAGCCAAAAAUGUAAUGGGAUUAUGGAUUUGGGGAACUCUUCUCCCAUCUCACUGAGUGGUUUUGUUUUCUCUUUUUAUAAACAUUUAUUAUUAAUUACA
Molecule: messenger RNA, 8492 nt
Organism: Mobula hypostoma (lesser devil ray)
Lineage: Eukaryota; Metazoa; Chordata; Chondrichthyes; Myliobatiformes; Myliobatidae
Product: partitioning defective 3 homolog B-like
Exons: 22
Coding region: 244-3702 (1152 amino acids)
Biological process (GO): establishment of centrosome localization; microtubule cytoskeleton organization; cell adhesion
Cellular component (GO): apical junction complex; cell cortex; apical plasma membrane
Molecular function (GO): phosphatidylinositol binding; protein binding
Source: RefSeq, a predicted model, not a curated record